GCGGUGGCGGCGGCGGCGGCUGCGGCGUGAGAGUCGCCGCGCGGGCCAGGGGGCGCCCGACGGCGUCCGGGGGCGCGGCGGCCCGAGGCCUGAGGGAGGGGACGCGAUGCUGGAGACCCUGCGCGAGCGGCUGCUGAGCGUACAGCAGGAUUUCACCUCCGGGCUGAAGACUUUAAGUGACAAGUCAAGGGAAGCAAAAGUGAAAAGCAAACCCAGGACUGCUCCACGCUUACCAAAGUACUCUGCUGGACUGGAAUUACUUAGCAGGUAUGAGGAUACGUGGGCUGCACUUCACAGAAGAGCCAAGGAGUGUGCAGAUGCUGGCCAGCUGGUGGACAGUGAGGUGGUCAUGCUGUCUGCCCACUGGGAGAAGAAGAGGACCAGCCUGAGCGAGCUGCAGGAGCAGCUGCAGCAGUUACCUGCUCUCCUCCAGGACUUGGAGUCUCUGAUGGCAAGCCUGGCUCAUUUAGAGACAAGUUUUGAAGAGGUAGAAAACCACCUGCUACAUCUGGAGGACUUGUGUGGGCAGUGUGAGUUAGAAAGACAUAAGCAGGCCCAGGCCCAACACCUGGAGAGUUACAAGAAAAGUAAGAGGAAGGAGCUUGAAGCCUUCAAAGCUGAACUAGAUACAGCGUACACACAGAAGGCCCUGGAAAUGGAGCACACCCAGCAACUGAAGCUGAAGGAGCGCCAGAAGUUCUUUGAGGAAGCUUUCCAGCAGGACAUGGAACAGUACCUGUCCACCGGUUACCUGCAGAUCGCAGAGAGGCGAGAGCCCAUGGGCAGCAUGUCAUCCAUGGAAGUGAAUGUGGACGUACUGGAGCAGAUGGACCUGAUGGACAUCUCAGACCAGGAGGCUCUCGAUGUCUUCCUGAACUCCGGUGGAGAGGACACUAUUGUGAUGUCCCCUGGUGUGGAGAUGGAAUCCAACCCCAGUCAGACUAAAAUGAGUCUUCAGAUUCCAAGUCCCUCCGAAUCAGCAUCCCAGGCACCUGCCUCACCCUCUGCCUGCACUGACCUGGACACUGCCGAUGCCCCCCUCAUCCAGUCUGAUGAGGAGGAAGUACAGGUGGACACGGCCUUGGUCACAUUACACACCGACAGAAAGUCCACCCCAGGUGUCAGUGAUGACAGUGACCAGUGUGACUCAACUCAGGACAUUUAAGUGACUUGUCAGCUGUGCACAGAAUCUCCCCCCCCCCCCUGCAGAGCCAGGUGCUUAGAGGUUGUCAGUUUUACACAGUUAGAGAAGCACUCACAAUAAAACUUACAAACACUGUGCAGCUGGUGAGUAUAUGGGUCAUUGACAGGGGCUUAGAGCUGAUGUGACCUAGGCCAGGUUAUGUGGGCUCCAUGCCCUACCAUACUGGGAGGCAGAGUCUGUUAGCAUAAUAAUAAUUUUACCUAUCAUCAAGUGAAAACCUGGGAAAUAAGCCUCAGCAGAAAAACUCAAGGCAAAACAAUUGGUUUCCCAAGGUCCCCAGGGCAUGAGCUAGACACAAGAGUGGUGAGCAGUAACACAGACAUGCCUCUGUAGCUCCACUCCCUGGCCUAAGAGAGGAUGUGCAGCCCCUGCCCCACUGACCAAAGCAAGCCCAAUCCCUUCCCACAAGACAGACAAAAUGUCCAAAAAACUUGUUUUUAUUAUUAAACCUUGUAGUACAAACCUGAAAAGUAAACAAAGAACUGGCAAUAACCACACAGAGCCUCCCAGCGGGAGGGGUGCAGAGCAGCGCUAAUAAAUUAAAUGUCAAACUGUAAGCCAUAGGCAAAAGGUUACUGUCAAAGAGGGAAAAGUACACAGCAAGGCCAUAAAAACUGGACAACCACAUUGGAAACACUCGACUGUUAGGUAAUCGUUAAAUAGUCCAAAACAGUUCAGUCUUCUGCAACAACAACCACCAAAGUGGAUCCUAGACGUUCCUGGCAGUCACCACUGGCAAGCUCAGUGCAAUAUGGGGUAGCUACGGACUGAUCCAAUUAUGAAACAAACAACAGCUUGUGAAAACAGUUUCCCUUUUUUAUUCCACACAUACUGUACACACAACCGGAGAAGGGCAACAGCUACUCCAUUACCAUGUUCUGUUGUUGUUGAGUGAUGUAAGCAGCACUUAUAAAUGUUACAAGAAAAACCCUGUAAGCAUCCAAUCCAGCCGAUGAAGAAACUGAAAUGUAAGGCUUUUCUUCAUCUUUUCUCACCCCUUCCCUCCCCCCACCAAGAAAAGGCUCAAGUAUUUAAAACAAUUUACAGGAGUAUGUACAAAAGGGGUGGGGUUUUUUCUUUUUUUUUCUUUUUUUGUUAAAACAUGAAGAGAAAAAAUAGACAAGAUGAGCACAGAUGUGUUUUCACAUUCAAAAAGAACUGCAGACUUAGUGGCUCUAAGUGUGAGGGAAACAAAGAUUAAUGCUGAUGUGAGGGACACAAGCAGAGGUGGAGGUGGAAUGUCGGGAAAUUGCACAUGGAUGACAGGGAAGCACUUACAGUCAACUGUUGUUCCUUUUCCUCGAGGGUGCUAUUGAAGGGUUUUUUGUUUUUUUUUGUUUGUUUUUUUUUUUUUUUUUUUUUUUUUUUUUUUUUUGAUAAAGUAGCCAACAGCACCAAAAAAAAUAACAGAAUGGAUUUCCUAAAGAAAUCAGGCACAGGUCUCCCUCAGUGACCCUCCAAGGCAGGCAGUCUUUGUCUUUGUCUCUCUCUCCCUCGAACGGAUGCAUAGUGAUGUGCUGGUAUGAGAACCUCGUCACUCAAACCUCACAGUUUGCCUUCAGCUGCCAUAACCGCCCAGCCAAACAAACAGGGCUCUCCGGUUCCAAAAGUUACAAACUCCCUUCGCACGUGACAGAAGAAAAGACAGCCAAAGUAAAGCCAUUUCAAGUUUU
Mus pahari (shrew mouse) is the source of this 2877-nucleotide messenger RNA. RefSeq names its product dystrobrevin binding protein 1 (gene Dtnbp1). The transcript is spliced from 10 exons. Bases 107 to 1165 code for a protein of 352 amino acids. Lineage: Eukaryota; Metazoa; Chordata; Mammalia; Rodentia; Muridae. Gene Ontology annotation, biological process: platelet dense granule organization; neuron projection development; regulation of synaptic vesicle exocytosis. The record is from RefSeq and is a predicted model, not a curated record. Gene Ontology annotation, cellular component: BLOC-1 complex; synaptic vesicle membrane; neuron projection.